CUACUCUUCAGCGACAAUCCAACUAACCCGACAGCCACCGCCCCUUCCCACGACAACCUCUUCUCCCAGCUCACACAACAAGUCGCCAAAAUGGGUCGCGUCCGAACUAAGACCGUCAAGAAGUCCGCCAAGGUCAUCAUUGAGCGUUACUACCCCAAGUUGUCGCUCGACUUCGAGACCAACAAGAGGAUCUGUGAUGAGAUUGCCAUCAUUGCCUCCAAGAGGCUCCGAAACAAGAUUGCCGGAUACACCACUCAUUUGAUGAAGCGUAUUCAGCGUGGUCCCGUCCGUGGUAUCUCCUUCAAGCUCCAAGAAGAGGAGCGUGAGCGAAAGGACCAGUACGUCCCCGAGAUCUCCGCUCUCGACUUCACCCAGAACAGCGAGUCUGGCUCGCUCGACGUCGACCAGGAGACCAAGGAUCUGCUCAAGAGCAUGGGCUUCGACAGCAUCCCCACCAACGUCAUCGCCGUCUCCCAACAACAGAUUGUCGAGCGCGGUCCCCGCCGCUUCAACGACCGCCCCGCCCGCUCGUAAAUACGAAUGCGCACGCGCGACACGAUGGUCUCCCUUCUUCCUCCUUUCUCGGCUUACUGAAAAUAUGGUGUCUGGGAAAGGGUCUCUUCUGCCACGACUAUGGCAUGGUUUUACGGCUAUAUACGGCGGCAUGAUGAUCAGGAGUCAAUGAAACAAAAGGUUCUCCCCCACUAGGUGUCGCUGAGUCCGAGUGUUGAAAGACACGAGGAUGAUGCUUGAUUGCCAUUUCCCCUGCCCAUGCUCCCUGUGAUGCGAUGGUGUUGUGAUGACAAACGAAGAGUAUAGAGCUCAGGAUCAGGUAAGUGAAUUCCAUUGCCAGUCUCAACAGCAUUGUCAAAAAGGAACGAUCCUUCAUGCGUCUCGUGAUGUCAAUAGCUUCUUGUUCAGAUGGAACAAAUUCA
This is a messenger RNA of Alternaria rosae, 935 nucleotides long. RefSeq names its product ribosomal protein S17e. The record is from RefSeq and is a predicted model, not a curated record. Gene Ontology annotation, biological process: translation. Bases 91 to 534 code for a protein of 147 amino acids. Lineage: Eukaryota; Fungi; Ascomycota; Dothideomycetes; Pleosporales; Pleosporaceae. Gene Ontology annotation, molecular function: structural constituent of ribosome. Gene Ontology annotation, cellular component: ribosome. The transcript is spliced from 3 exons.